Procambarus clarkii (red swamp crayfish) is the source of this 5229-nucleotide messenger RNA. RefSeq names its product guanine nucleotide-binding protein subunit beta-1 (gene Gbeta13F). Lineage: Eukaryota; Metazoa; Arthropoda; Malacostraca; Decapoda; Cambaridae. Gene Ontology annotation, biological process: G protein-coupled receptor signaling pathway. Gene Ontology annotation, molecular function: signaling receptor complex adaptor activity; protein binding. The record is from RefSeq and is a predicted model, not a curated record. Gene Ontology annotation, cellular component: heterotrimeric G-protein complex; cytoplasm.
GCUUUCUAGACUUGGUGCUGAGCAGGUGGUCUGCGCUGCACUACCUGCCAGGUCAAGUCGGGCCCGGAGCGCGCAGUGCUAGUGUUGGUGCCGCAGUGCAAAGUGUCGGUGCUCGCGCACAUACAACGCCUUCUUGCCUUCUGCCGCAGCUGCCACACUUGUCACGCAGCAGCAGAAGCAGCCGCAGGAGCGCAGCCGCCGCCCUGCUCCACCGCCAUCUUGAGCCUCUACACACCCCUCCACCACCUCCCUUGCUGCUGCUGCUACUGCUGCUGCUGCUGCUGCUGCAAUCGUCGCCAGUGUGGGCACCGUGCCUUGCAGCUCCGCCUCUUGUGGACGCCCAAAGUCGCUGCUCUGGUUGUGUAGUUGGUGGCCCAAUAUGGCCCUGCAGUAGGUGGGUGGUUGGCCAGUGUGUAUCCGUGGUCUCGCGCCCCCAGCACGGCUCACGCCCCCGUGUGUGUGCGCCGCCCGCGGCCGCCCGCGCCCCGGGAGCCUGGGGGACCAGCAUGAGAGCGCCUCCCCUGCUGCCCCUGUGACCUCACUCAUCAGUUACCACUGCCGCCACUCCCUUGGAUUUUUUAGUUUUGUAAUUUUUAGAAAUGAAUGAUUUGGAUAGUUUACGACAAGAAGCAGAAAGACUAAAGAACACAAUACGAGAUGCACGCAAAAAUGCACUUGACACGACACUGGUCCAGGCCACAGCUGGCAUGGACCCUAUUGGCCGAAUUCAGAUGCGAACCCGGAGAACGCUUAGGGGACACUUAGCCAAAAUAUACGCCAUGCACUGGGGAUCCGAUUCUAGGAAUUUGGUGUCGGCAUCUCAAGAUGGCAAGCUUAUAGUGUGGGACAGUUACACAACAAACAAGGUGCAUGCCAUCCCCCUUCGGUCCAGCUGGGUCAUGACCUGUGCCUAUGCUCCCUCAGGCAGUUACGUUGCCUGUGGUGGCCUUGAUAAUAUCUGUUCCAUAUACAGCCUAAAGACAAGAGAAGGCAAUGUGAGAGUGAGUAGGGAGUUGCCUGGUCACACUGGUUACCUAAGUUGCUGUCGGUUCGUAGAUGACAACCAAAUAGUCACAAGCUCUGGAGAUAUGACUUGUGCUCUUUGGGAUAUUGAAACUGGUCAGCAGUGCACACAAUUUACAGGACAUACUGGGGAUGUGAUGUCCCUAUCUUUGUCGCCAAACAUGAGGACCUUCACAUCGGGUGCCUGUGAUGCCUCGGCAAAGUUGUGGGAUAUCCGUGAUGGCAUGUGCCGCCAGACUUUCCCAGGACACGAAUCAGAUAUCAACGCAGUAACAUUCUUCCCUAAUGGGCAUGCAUUUGCUACGGGCUCAGACGAUGCCACCUGCCGCUUAUUCGACAUUCGUGCAGAUCAAGAACUGGCCAUGUACUCUCAUGAUAACAUAAUCUGUGGCAUCACAUCAGUGGCAUUCAGCAAGUCUGGCAGACUUCUGCUGGCUGGUUACGAUGAUUUUAACUGCAAUGUUUGGGACUCCAUGAGGACAGAAAGAGCUGGAGUUUUGGCGGGCCAUGACAAUCGCGUCAGUUGCCUGGGUGUUACAGAAGAUGGCAUGGCAGUGGCCACUGGCUCGUGGGACAGUUUCCUCAAGAUCUGGAACUAAGCUAGUCCCAUUACCACCACCACCACCACUCCAGUAUCAACAUCAGUAUCUUCUCAAGGAACCAAAUUCCCUCUCCAGGAUACACAGUCAAGAAGCUUGGUGUUUGCAUGCCUGCGUGUGUGUCUGUGCAGCCCACGCUUAUGGUAACACCACUCAUUGCUUCAUAGCCACCAUUGGUAUGGGUCACUCAAGUAGUUGUAUACCGAGUAAGCAUGCUUGGUGGACUCGAGUGGAUCUUUCUUUUUCAUUUUUUGAUAUGGAAAAAAUUAGAUGAGUCAGUGUAAAUGAGUUAGUGAGAGUGGUAAAUAUAUUGGAUAAAACAUUAGUGUUGACAAAUGACGAGGCCCAUGGGAUAGUGGACACAAGUGCAUCUGGCACAACACUUAGACAAGUCUGAUCAACAGGAAAAGAAAUAGGGUAAUUUCUUCAGUGCUUGAUGUCCUCCAACCUUUGGGCCCUAAUGGCUGUGACCCAACGAUGGUGGCGACAGCACACACGCAGAAGCCAAGGUGGCGCUGGCUCACGUGCAGCCAGCUUGAAGAUGGUGAAGAUGAUCACAAGCAUCACACCAGUGGUGGGGGCUGCUGGACCCACCUGGGUUCAGCUCUCCCAUCAUUCUCUUCCUUUGAUGUCUAGUCAGCCUGAUGGAGUUGCUGCAUGACUUUGAUGCUGAGUGUUUCAGUGGAAGCGGCGGUGGCCGGCGCAUUAUCUCCACCCCUCCGAAAUGUGCGGGCGAGCAGGCACCGACAGACCUCCUAGCUGGAGCUUGGCAGGUCCCUGUGGUGGCGGUGGCAGGUUGCCAGGACACCACGCCUGGUACUGUCACUCCUCCCUCCCCCACCCCUCUGCUCCUGCCGCUGCUGCUGCUUGCCACGUGGAUGAGUGAAGACUGCACCUGUAUCGGCCACGCCUGAUGCUCAGGUCAGGGCUGAGGGGUAAGCCCAGGUGAACGCUAUGGUAAUGUGUUCAUAAUGCCUUAAGGCAACCUCUACACUCCCUCGUGUCAGUGUGGAGAAAAGUGAGGUGCUUGAGUAAGACAAAAUUUUGUCAUGUUCCCUGCUCCACUGCUGCUUCUUGCGCGCAUGUUCUGCUCUUGUCAGGCCAAGCACCCAUUGAUGGAUUCAUCUAACAGGGGAAUGCUAUUAUCCUUAUUGGGACCACGUGGUGAUAGUGUAAAAUUGGAAUCGUUCAGAGAAGCUGAAAUCUUUGAUACAGUUACCCUUCCUGCAUAUGAUUAUGAGCGUGCACUUAGAUUUUGGAUUUAAGUGCCAUUUUCAUGGUGACCUCAACUGCCAAUGUAGUUUUAAUUUGGGCAAUUCUUAGUUAGAUAACAAACAUUUGUACUCCCUCAAGCUAAUCCAAAUCUGAAAAUCAUAUUGCUUUAUUCAGUCUUCUUAAGAUGGUAAUCAGUGAAAUAUUUCCAUGAUAGCUUGUUGCAUUAGUGUAGCCCCAGAGCUAAAGUUAUCUCUUUCAUAAAAAGAAACCUUGCAUUGGACUCCUCAAGCUGGAGCACAUCACAUAACUAUCACUGUUGGUAUCUGUAUUGACUUUUGUUGGGUUAUAUUACUGCAUUUAUUUAUCUUGUAAUAAACAUCUGUGAUGCCAAAUGUGCUGAAGGGCAGUCAAAAGUCUAGUUGGAAUGAGUGUUGAUAAGAUUACUGAAAAGAAAUUCUGAAUGGCUUUAAUUGAGUUCAGUGACAAAUUGCUCAGAUUGCAUUAUAUGUAGAAAGUGAUACAAGUUCAUAGAUAAACUUCCUCUAAAAAAAAAGCACUGCUCUGCUAUGAAAUAUGGAAAAAAGAUUAGAAUACAAUGUAGUUCUAUUUUGUACCCCAUUGGAAUAACAUGUUAAAUGGUUUAAAGGUAGAGGGGAACUGCUCCUAGGUAUGUCCACCUACUUAAAGAGCGUAAAAUAUUUUCAAGUUACGCACAAGUAUUAGUAAGGAGAAAGCACAAAAGGGUAAUUUUCCUGGUUGAAUCUGUGACAUUGGUGGACACGAAGAACAAUCCUAGCUCAAUUCUACUGCUGUAAUUAUUUUUGGCCCAUACCUCCUGUGUGUCAGAACCCAAUCAGCUGCAGCUUUCUCUGUACCCCAUACAACCUUUUUCAUUUUACCCUCCUCCCAGUUUCCUUCUGUGGCUGCCCAAUUCCCCCAUAAAUGUCACAAGAAAGCCUAGCUUUGUUGUGCACAUGUUCAAUGAUUGCUGAACCAAACAAUUUGAACACAAUAUCAGCAUUUCAGGUUACCUUAAAGUUUCAUGAAUUAUUUAUCCCUUCAUUUUAUGUUGAUUAAUUGUGUAUGAUUAUUUUGCCAAGCGGUGAGUGUCUGGCCUCUGCCCUCUCGGCAUUCCCGAACAAGACCAGAUAAACGGGCGUUUCAGCCUGGAUCUGUCCCUGCUCUCUCCGCCACCCGGAAGCUCAUAGAACAGCCAAACAAUUUCUUAGUGAACAUCUUUAAGAAAUGCAAGGGCUCAGGGCUGUUCUAUGGCCCUCUGGCUGUAGGUGGGAGCCUGUCCGGGAUGGGUUUGUUUGGUCAUUCGACGACAGGGUGCCAGUUGGGGUUCACCAUGCACCCCUGGGGUACAUUCUUCUUCAGUUGCUGCUUCCCAUGCCCCUGUGUUUGUGUGCAUGGUGGUGGAGAGUACCCCACCAUCCACCCCUGAUUCCCAGCCCAGUUCCCUGGGAGCAUGACCUAGAACUCUUGCUGGCACCCAGCCCCGCGGUCAUGUCUCGAGGGACUUUUAAGUGAGGCCACACACUCACUUGGAUGUCCAAGUUUCUAAUAAAGAAUAAUGGUAGUAGUUUUUUCUCAGCCAAAAACAUGUGUAAAGAUAAAAUGGUAUAAAUAGUAGUCAGAUUUUAAAACCCUUUUCCGGGAGUGUGAAGUGUCAAUUGUAGCAUUAUAAUUCCAUAACUGUAAUGAUACUAAGCCAAAUGGAACCCUCUCUCCAGCGCCUUAGCCAGGAGAUUCCAGGUGGCGGGCGCGGUGGUGCUGGGCGGGGUGGGGCGGGCCAGUAGUAGAAGCAGCGUGGCAGGGGCCGGGCAGUCGCUCUCCACCACGACCAGCAGCGCCCAGCCCCUGCCUCAGUCCCCAUGUGGGCAACGCCCGCCGUGCCCCUCCCCAACUACCAACAACACUCAGACAAGUGUGCAGCAAAGUCACUCCUGCUACAAAAUUGUUAUUUUACAUGCAGACAAUGAAUUUAUGUAACUUAAGCAAGGUACGAUUUUUAUUUCAACAUGAGGUUUCUAAUACCCCAGUGAGUUGUAGAAGAGUCCACCGCAGAGGCGUUACUUUUACUCGAGGCGGGCCCGUAGGCGGGUCAGCGGUAGCCACCAGACUAAUGAGUGACAGUGAGAUGGGUAGCAGGAGGUGUUGGGAGUGUGAGGGUGUAAUGAUCAACCCCUCUCAUGUCCCUAUCCCGCCACUGCCAGGUGCACGAUGCAUGACCAACGCUGCGUCGCCGCCACCGUCUAUGGGACCCGCACACUGUUAUAUGAGGGAUUUUUCAAUUGAUUCCAACUCCGGUUGUAGCUUAUGAAGUCUCGUUUGUGAAUUUGUCAUGUAAGUAACUAUCUGACUUGUCCAAUAAAGCUAUUUGUCUUUA